Messenger RNA from Aspergillus costaricaensis CBS 115574, 900 nucleotides. RefSeq lists its product as uncharacterized. Gene Ontology annotation, biological process: regulation of transcription by RNA polymerase II. Gene Ontology annotation, molecular function: DNA-binding transcription factor activity, RNA polymerase II-specific. NCBI's taxonomy places the organism in Eukaryota, Fungi, Ascomycota, Eurotiomycetes, Eurotiales, Aspergillaceae. The record is from RefSeq and is a predicted model, not a curated record. The transcript has a single exon. The coding region runs from base 1 to 900 and encodes 299 amino acids.
AUGGGCACCGCACAGAUCCCCUCCGUGCGCGAGAUGUGGGAACUCUCCGUCCCCGAAAUGGCCUUUGAGUACCAGCCCCUUCUGUCCACUUUGCUAGCUGUGGCUGCGGCGCAUCGCGCACGGCUUGUGCCCCAUGAAGCGGAGGAGUUGAGACGUGUUCAGGGCGGGUUUAUUGCCCAGGCGGUUGGGGGUCAUAGGGCUGAGACGGCGAAGUUGGCGGUGUCUUCCCCGGGGGCGGGUGUUACGGAGACGUUGUGCAUGAAUGCGAUCUUGAUCUCGUUGUAUACGCUUGCGUGCAGGAUGGAUGGUGGAGGGGGUGAGUACGAGCCUCCAAACCUGUGGCUGAAUAUGGCCCGGGGUGUGAGGACGGUCGUGUCCAUGGUGUAUUAUCGGCUUGUGGAGGAGAGGGCGCGAAUUGCGCCGUUGUUGGUUGCCAGGCCGGUUGUGCAUCGGGGGGAUGUGGAGGUGCAGGAUGGAGGGCCUAAGGGGAGUAGUGGGGAGUUGAGGUUCUUGGUAGAUGUGUUCCCUGGUAAUGAGGAGGAAGAAGAGGUGAUGGGGGUAUAUGUGCAGUGUGUUGGGUAUUUGGAGGGGUUGUUGAUGGCGGUUAGGAUGGGGGAGUCUGGGUAUGAUAUUCGGAAAAGGUUCUCCUCGUUUCCCAGUAUGGUUCCAGGGGAGUUUUUGGGGCUGGUGAGUGAGCGGAGGCCUAGGGCGUUGGUUAUUCUGGCGUAUUUGUUUGCGUUGGUUAAGGGUGCCGAAGGGGUGUGGUGGUUGAGGGGUAUUCCGGAGAUGGAGGUUCGUGGGAUUGAGUCUAUUUUGCCAGAGGUGUGGAGGGGGAUUAUGGAGUGGCCGGUCGGGGUGGUUAUGGGGGUGGUGGAUGUUAAUGAUAAGGUAGUGUUAUGA